AUGCCGGCCCCGUGCGCCGAGGGAGGCGGCGGCCCGCGGGGGGCGCCCAGGGCGUCCUCGUCUGCGCGACCGCCUGAGCCCGCGCCUCAGGGAGUGGUCGAGGACCCGCAGAGCCGAGUAGCUGGCCCGAGGAGAGCCCCCGGUGCCCAACCCGCCCGAGGAAAAUGCGCCCCGGCGGCGGCGGCGGCUGCCGAGGAGAAUUCAGUGGCCUUUGAGGAUGUGGCUUUGAACUUUACACAGGAGGAGUGGGCUCUGCUGGAUCCUUCCCAGAAAAAUCUCUACAGAGAUGUGAUGCAGGAAAUCCUUAGCAACCUGGAUUCUAUACAGACAUACAUAAACAUAGUGGAGCGAGGCCAUAUGAAUGUAAACAAUGUGGGAAAGCCAUCAGUCCUUCCUCUUCCCUUCAAAGACAUAAACGAACUCAUGCUGGAGAGAAGCCCUAUGAAUGUAAACAAUGUGGGAAAGCCUUUGUUUCUUCUACUUGCUUUUCAGAACAUAAACAAAUCAUACUGGAGAGAAGCCCUAUAAAUGUAAGCAAUGUGGGAAAGCCUUUGCUUCUUACAGUUCCCUUUGUCAAAAUAAACGAACUCAUGCUGGAGAGAAGCCCUAUGAAUGUAAACAAUGUGGGAAAGCAUUUACUCCUUCUUUACAACUUCAGACACAUAAACGAACUCAUACUUAAGAGAAGCCCUAUGAAUGUCACCAAUGUGGGAAAGUCUUUGUUUCUUCUA
Molecule: messenger RNA, 731 nt
Organism: Marmota flaviventris (yellow-bellied marmot)
Lineage: Eukaryota; Metazoa; Chordata; Mammalia; Rodentia; Sciuridae
Source: RefSeq, a predicted model, not a curated record